This is a messenger RNA of Paraglomus occultum, 476 nucleotides long. The record is from the annotation of a GenBank genome assembly. NCBI's taxonomy places the organism in Eukaryota, Fungi, Glomeromycota, Glomeromycetes, Paraglomerales, Paraglomeraceae.
UGAUUGUCCUAAUCCAAGUGAGCAGCAAGCAACAUGAUCAGUACAAGUAUGGCUAUACCAGCCCAGUAAAGCUUGCAUACACUGAUACUGAACAAACACCACCUGAAGGCUGGAAACAACUAAUUACAUUUUUGGAAAGCACACCUGACCAGUUGGGCUGGGUAUCAUCCAUAUUACAGGUCAAUAACAAGUCUGUAUAUCUUGAACAUUCAGUUGGUGUAGGCAGAACCAGUGUGGUAUAUUUUGCAAAACUGGAUGGUGAAAGUGUUGCAGUCAAAGUGGCAAAAAACAGCAAAUAUGCUGAGUGCUUAGUGCAUGAACAGGAAGUAUUGAAGAAACUGUCUGAUCUAAAAUCAGCUCAUAUUCCUCAACUGUGUGCAAGCAGUUCUGAUGUGCUGACUAUUUAUCCAUUCUGUUAUGAGAUUUCAAAUUUCAGGAAGAAUGACAUAAAAGCAAUCAUUUCUACACUGCAGAAG